Lytechinus variegatus (green sea urchin) is the source of this 4167-nucleotide messenger RNA. Its product is annotated as protein transport protein Sec23A-like. Gene Ontology annotation, biological process: endoplasmic reticulum to Golgi vesicle-mediated transport; COPII-coated vesicle cargo loading; intracellular protein transport. The record is from RefSeq and is a predicted model, not a curated record. Gene Ontology annotation, cellular component: endoplasmic reticulum exit site; COPII vesicle coat. NCBI's taxonomy places the organism in Eukaryota, Metazoa, Echinodermata, Echinoidea, Temnopleuroida, Toxopneustidae. The transcript has 8 exons. Gene Ontology annotation, molecular function: GTPase activator activity. Bases 1 to 912 code for a protein of 303 amino acids.
AUGAAUGCUAAUGUGAUACACAAUGCCCCAAUACCACAAGGAGGAAAAGGGUGUAUCCAGUUUGUUACUCAAUAUCAGCAUUCUAGUGGCCAGAAGCGUGUCAGAGUUACCACCUUAGCCAGGAAUUGGGCUGAUGCUGCAACGCAGCUUAAUCAUAUAGCAGCAGGCUUUGACCAGGAGGCUGCAGCUGUUUUAAUGGCUAGACUGGCUGUCCAUAGGGCCAUCAAUGAGGAAGGGGGAGAUGUUCUGCGCUGGCUGGACCGCAUGCUCAUAAGACUCUGCCAGAAGUUUGGGGAGUACCAUAAGGAUAAUUCUGAGUCCUUUCGCUUGUCACAAGAGUUCUCGCUCUACCCGCAGUUCAUGUUCCAUCUACGGAGAUCCCAGUUCCUCCAGGUCUUCAACAACAGUCCAGAUGAGACCUCCUUCUACCGUCACAUGCUACUAAGGGAAGACCUGACACAGAGUCUUGUUAUGAUACAGCCUAUCCUCUACUCUUAUAGUUUCAAUGGGACAGAGCCUGUCCUCCUGGAUAGCAGCAGUAUUCUACCGGAUCGCAUCCUUCUCAUGGAUACCUUCUUCCAGCUUCUCAUCUACCAUGGCAAGACAAUAGCCUCCUGGUACAAGCAGGGAUACCAUGAACAGGAAGGACAUGAGAACUUUAGGCAUCUCCUACAAGCACCACAGGAUGAUGCCCAAGAAAUCCUUCAGAAUCGCUUCCCCAUGCCACGUUACAUCAUAUGCGAAGAGGGCAAGAGUCAGGCUCGAUUCCUUCUCAGCAAAGUCAACCCCUCACAGUCACAUAACUCAUAUGGAUGGGGACAGGAUGGAAGUGCUCCAGUGCUUACUGAUGAUGUCAGUUUACAGGUCUUCAUGGAUCAUCUCAAGAAACUUGCUGUAUCAACCACGUCUUAAACCUUGCAAUCACUCUAUCCAUAUUUGCCACCAGAGUAUAUCGUAUCUUAGUCAUAUCCUCAUAGCUUUGUGUCCUAAUUUUCUCUCGGCUUAUAUUUUGAAUGGGAUUAGUCCUGUCAACCGCUUCUCGAUUGUCAAGUUCAGUUCAUUUCUCAUUUGCUGUUUCAGUGUAAUGAUGCUUAGAUCUCUCCGAUGAUUGAAUAUGGGUGUAGUUGUGUGUGAUCAGAUGUAGCUGAUAUUGGCUGAGCAUAUGAGUGUAUUAUGAAUUUAAGAUCGAUCUGUCUUGAGAUUUCAUUAGGUGGAUUAUACUUGCUGACACCAGACUAAAAAGCAGUAAAAUAGCUGUAAUACAGCUUCAUUCUUGUUGGCUCAUCUAUUGCUGCUGUCCCUUUGAAAGAAUUACAGGCAUUCCUUUCCAUGUUUGAGCACCGUCAGAGCAGCAGUAUUUAAUUGCAAUCGUGAUAAAAAUAAAGGAUAAGAAUAUCUUUAGCUAUCAUAUAAUAUCUAAUGGUUAUGAACUGGAUUCCUUCUUGGAUGAUUGACAACAACGGUAAUAACGAUAUCACCUGUAAUAAUGAUAUCAAACUCCCCAUGAAAGCUGUUACUUGACACUUAAAAGCAACCAUAAAAGUCAAUAUUGGCAAAGUUGCUGAUUGACACCUUUAAUAUACACAUAAAUCCCAUAGAGUUGCAUUUUCAGUUGUAUGUUUGGAAUGGAAGGGAAAGACCAAGGUGAAGGAAAUGGCCGAGAGAGGGGAGUGAAACAUUCACAAACUUUGGUUCAAUGUUAGGAAAGUUGUGAUUUUUAAUUGAUCAGUCAAGCAAAUAGGAAAGUUGUGAUGUACAUUCAAGCUUAUCCUCCAUUUGCCUCUAGUAAUACAGGAAAAAAAAUUCUAGAAAUUUUUAAUUUCCCAUUAGUUUACUCCCCCAUCAUAUAUGCCCCAUGAAUGAAAGGAAUUGAAAUUUGAGCAAUUGCUUUAAAAAAAACAUUUUUUUUUUAACAAGAAAAUGAAAUCAUAUCUCACAGACUUGGUCAACUUUGUCAAUUUCUAUUCAAUUCAUUGCAUUUUCAAUAAUUCACCACAUGUUUCCUAUUUUUCAUCAGGAGAAUUUUUGUAUUGCCCCAUCCUCUAAAUUUCUUCUUUUGUUUAAACAAAAUACUUUGAGUUUGAUUCUCCCUUGAAUUUAGUUGUACAAUAACAGAGGUAGAUUGCCAUAUUCUCCAAUGGACUGGAAUCUGUGAGAUGAUCUAAUUGGUGUUGAUAUCUUUCCUCUGGAAGCAUUCAUGGCUUUACAGCUUAUAGAUAAUCGGCAGUUACCCUUAUUCUGAAAGCAAAAAAAUGUCUUGCCUAUUAAGAGAUGUUUUUGCUUGAAUUUUCCCAAAGUAUUGCAUUAAUGGGGGUCUAUUGGCUUGCCCAAUGCCGUAAAUUCAGUGUACUAUGACUUGUGUAUAACCCAAUGUCAAAGAGAUUUAUAACUAUGUAUAUAUCAUAUUGCUAGUAUUGAGCUAUUAUUUUGCAGCUCAGGUGAAGUUUUUGCAUGUACUGUCUUUAUUUCUAUUCUUGAGUGAAUAUGACGCACAAGCAGAGAAUAAUUAUCAAAGUUAUUAAAGUUUAAGAUAUUAAAGUUUAAGAUUAUUUUCUAAUUUUGUGGUCAAUGAAUCACAAGUCUGUCUUGUCUAUAUACCUUCAUUCAUUUUUCAAUUUUAAUUCAUUGAAUAUAAGGAAAAUAGGACAAGAAUUCUCUUACCCAUGUUCCAUCUCACUCCUCCUCUUAUCUAACUACCCACCCACCCUAUUUUCUCUCUCUUUUCCCAACACUCAAUAUUUUUCUCUUUCACCUUUCCUUCUUUCUUACUUUAUUUGUAUCUCUUUAAUUUUCUGUUGACUAUUCAAUUUCUACGCUUUUGUUAUUAUUAGAUUCCCCUAGUAAUAUCCUUGCAUCUCCAGAAACAAUAAAGAUAAUCAAUUUCCCUGCUAUUUUUGUUGUCUCUAACUUCAACAUGACUGCCAAUGCUACCCACAUGAUAUCCCCAGAUGUGAAAAUCAUCACAGAUAGUCAUAUGAUAAUUUCAUUAUAAGCAGAGCCAAUAUCAAUUUGAACAUGUGUGCCUUCUUUAGCUCUCUGAAUUUAAUAGGAUGAGAAAUCAUCCUGCUUUUGAUGAUCAGUAACAAUUAAAAAAGUUGUGUACUGACGAGGACAAAGGUCAAUGACUGGCAGUAGUGUUGCUUCUUUGUUGUAUUAAGAGAGAUGGAGGAAGGGAGAGAGAGAGAACAAAGCAGUUAUUGCAUUUCAAAAGAACAGGAAUAAAGUAUUUCGUCAUUGCCAUGACGAUUUGAUGAUAUUCAACAUACAUGUGAUAAUCUAGAUUCCUGUGAAUUGGAUACAUUUUAAGAUGUUAAAAUAUAUAUUUAUAUGUGUAUUUCAUAAAUUAUUAGAAAUGUUGUCAUGUGUCAAGCAUCAGAUUGAUGUCACAAUGACAACUCGAGUCACAAUCAAUGUUGAGGUCCAUUGAACCUUGUACAGGAACUCGAGUGAUGCAAGGCAUUUUGACUGUGACUUGUUACAACUCUGACAAUAUUAUGUUUACUGAAACUGCAUUCAUUUUUUAUAUCAUCUAACAGACAAAUGUUUUUGAUAAAGUAUUAUGUAUAAGAUAGUACAAGAAGCAGAACGUUUUUGAAAUAUGGAUGCGAGUCAUAAUGCAUAAUUGAGAUUGUACCUUGAUAGGCUAUUCCCUCCAUAAUUAUUUCUCCUAUCUCUAUUAAAAGCAUCAAGGUCACUAUCUGGAAUUAUGUUAUUUUUAGCUUUGUUUGAGAUGUUUUUCCACUAAUGUAAGGUAAACUUGUAUUGAAUUAUCAGACCAUCAUGGAAGCUUAAUAAACCAAUUAGUUGUUAAUGUGUGAAGCUCCAUUAACUGAUUAAUUGAUAAUGACAUAUUUCACAAGAAGCGUUCUUUGAUGGUGAAUGUUGUUGAUAUUGGUAGAUAUGUCUUUGCAUCCAUGUUGUGUUCUUUUCUCUUUUUAUUUAUAGCAAUUUCAUCAUUCCUGAUUUUGUUUCAUGUAAUCCAGUUCGCUUUGAAAAUGACUAAAUUAUUUGGAAAAUAAACUAGAUUAAUCACCUGUUCUGCCUAAAAUUGUAAUGUUAAGAAAUACUUAUUGUGAUUUUGAUUGUCCAAUGUAAUUCUUGUAUCAAUGUGAUGUAUUAGCAUUAAUUCCAAGAUUUAGAUAAACUAUUAAAUAGGUAUUGUACAGA